Molecule: messenger RNA, 1707 nt
Organism: Leptosia nina
Lineage: Eukaryota; Metazoa; Arthropoda; Insecta; Lepidoptera; Pieridae
Source: the annotation of a GenBank genome assembly
AUGACGACCACUGCACCCGAACUAUCAAAGUCAGACUUCUUCGAUUUCGUCACGUCUAAUGAAGUAACGGACGCUCAAUACAAACAACAAAUGCGAUCUGUCAAUGUAUUUAUGGAAUCGCCGGAUUCGCGAUCGAAUCCCCUUCUCUCGGAGGAGCCCAAGGAACAAAACAACAACCUGCUCAGCGUGACCUCCUGCAACCCAAGCAACACCAGCAUGACAACUGCCACCACUUCUAAUUCCUUACAAAGUUUCGAUUCCAUAUGGAACGUCGAUAGAGAUCGCGACCGCUUGGAAACCGCGAUGUUAGAAGAUCUAAAUAAAUUCUACUGGAACCAAGACAGUGAUAUAAGCGGGACACAUCCCUGCACGGACACCACAAUUUCUAAUAAACUAAUCAGCAACAACACUGAUGGACAAAUUUAUACGUUAACUGUACUAAACCAGGAUAAUUGGGUGAAAGAUGAGGACGUUUCCAUGUCCAGUCCGGCUGAUAUAGAACAAAACUCAUCGUUAGAUCUCGAAUCGAUAUUAAACAUGAACGGUUUUCCGAACGAUUUUAAUCAAGAAGCGCUUAACUCAAACAUUCUACCGAAAGUAGAAAACUUCAAUUACGAAGAAAAUGAAUCUGAUAAUCGAAGUUCGGACUUGAACAAUAGUAUAAUAAAGGUAGAACCGUUUAACUAUAAUGAGACUGGUUUCGGAAACAAUGAUAAAAAAGAUGACUCUAACCCGAGUCCGAUCAUCGCUACUUCAGCGAUACUAGACGGACAAGUUGAAUUUAAUAACAACAAUAACGAUUGGAAGUUAUCAGACCAAAAUUCAGAAUCAAACGAAUCUCUCCUCCGGAGUGCGUUACAGGGCAAAGCUUUCAUUCGAUACAGUACAAUACCUAAAAAUUCCUUAACGAAAAUCGAUGCAGAUGCAGAACUAAAAAGAGUAAUUAUCAAUAAUAAUAACAAAGCCGAUGUUCCAUCAAUGUACCAAUCAGAGAAUAAGGAGCACGACACGGAGCUUCUUAUGUCAAUAGCACCGCAAAAUGGGAAUGUCAAUAUAUCAAUAUUACUAGAAGACCCGACAGCAGUUGUCAACAAUGGUGAAAAUGCAGCGCCGACACAAAGCGUGGACGAUCUGUUGUUCUCACAGCUUGACGUCACAUAUUCCGAUGAUUAUGAAAAAUUGAAGAGGAUAACGACUGAAUUGGGGGAAUCCGUCCAGCCGUUCUGUACGGUGGAACCGAUAGAUCCCACCCGAAGCGUUUAUAAUAUUCACAACGUGAACGGUGAGCUGGUAACGAUGAUACCAGCGGGAGAUAUACAGCUGUCCCAACACUUACAAAUGAUGACAGCGUCACCUACAGUGUCUAGCACUAAGUCAAUGGGGAAGAAGCAUAAAAGAUUCCAAAAUAAGAACACUUCCCCUCAAUCGCAGACGCAAACGGGAACAGCGGUGCAAGCGGCGACUUCCACGUCGAAUGGAGUGAGGAAAGAGAGAUCCUUGCACUAUUGCUCGAUCUGUUCAAAAGGUUUCAAGGACAAGUAUUCAGUCAACGUGCACGUGCGAACGCAUACAGGCGAAAAGCCAUUCACCUGUUCCCUAUGCGGGAAAAGUUUUCGACAAAAGGCGCAUUUAGCCAAGCACUACCAGACGCAUAUAGCCCAAAAGACGGCCGCGGCCAACGGAGCCAAGCCAGCCAAGCAGAGGUAA